GAUCCUUCAGUGGAUCAUCUUGUUGUCAAUGGUAUGGACAGUGACCGUUCAGAAUUGCAGAUGUAUGCUUCUCAAUAUUUUUCGCAAAUCACUGAACUUCUGAGGAGAUUGCCCCGAGUUAUUCUUCUAAUGCUCAAGACGAAUGACUGCUUACGAGCAGUUAAUGGGUCAUUGAUUAAAAGGCCUUCUCUUGAGUCAUUCUUGAUCAUUGGAAGGGUUUCAUCUGAAGCCGUUCUUGAGUCUCUGCUGUCGCAAAAGAAAUCGUUAUUAUCUUGGAUCAAUUUUUGGGUACAGAAGAUUUUGUUGAAAGGCCGGCUUUGCAUAAUGCAUAUAGCACUGUGGCUUUUGCAACUUCAGAAAACCUUGACAUUGUGAAAACAAGUGUACUUUCAAUUUUAUUGGAUGUCCCAGAAUGAACUUACAUACUGAAAGCAACUAUCAGGAGAUGUUAAAUGUGAAAUUUUGUUAAAACUUUCUUUAGUAGGUGGAUGCAUUGAUUCUCUUGCAACUUGUCCUUGAUCUUUCAUCAUUGCAGAGCCUGAGUCUGGAAGAUGGCAAUUCUUUUGUAAUAAGCCUCAUUUACAUUUUUAAGUAGAAUGAUUCUUGUAGAGAAGGCAAGGUAAACAAAAAAUGAUUGUUUUAGUAGUAGAACAAGUGGCUUCUCGUUGUAACAUCCUUUGAUACUCCCAGGGUAACAGCAUAUUUAUUGGGGUAUUAUGGUAAGUUGGUCAUAAAUUGUGCGGUUUCUUUUAUAGCA
This is a messenger RNA of Capsicum annuum, 757 nucleotides long. Its product is annotated as putative ABC1 protein At2g40090. The record is from RefSeq and is a predicted model, not a curated record. The coding region runs from base 34 to 375 and encodes 113 amino acids. NCBI's taxonomy places the organism in Eukaryota, Viridiplantae, Streptophyta, Magnoliopsida, Solanales, Solanaceae. The transcript is spliced from 3 exons.